Molecule: messenger RNA, 2155 nt
Organism: Centropristis striata (black sea bass)
Lineage: Eukaryota; Metazoa; Chordata; Actinopteri; Perciformes; Serranidae
Gene: stmn4
Product: stathmin-like 4
Exons: 6
Coding region: 138-704 (188 amino acids)
Biological process (GO): neuron projection development; microtubule depolymerization; regulation of microtubule polymerization or depolymerization
Cellular component (GO): cytoplasm; neuron projection
Molecular function (GO): tubulin binding
Source: RefSeq, a predicted model, not a curated record
GUAUCCGUGCAGCCAGACGGGGGUAACUGUAGUCACCGGUCCAUCAGCAGCAGCAGCAGCAGAGAAGUCAGGGACAGAGGGGGACUGAGAAGGAUCAGCAGCAUCCCUGGAGAGUUAGCCACAUACGCAGUGAGAAGAUGACUCUGGCAGCCUACAAAGAGAAGGUCAAAGAGCUCCCCCUGGUGUCUCUGUUCUGUUCCUGCCUGAACCCACAGACUAUAGACAAACCUACGUACAAGGCAGAAGAUGCUGUGGACCUGGGCUGGUGCGUCAUCAAAGACGUGGAGGUAAUUGAGCUUAAUAAGCGGACAUCUGGCCAAGCCUUCGAGGUCAUCCUCAAGCCCCCGUCGUUUGACGGAGUGCCAGAGCUCAACACUUCCAUGCCGCAGCGCCGCGACCCGUCCCUGGAGGAGAUCCAAAAGAAGCUGGAGGCUGCCGAGGAGAGGCGAAAGUGCCAGGAGGCUGAGCUGCUGAAGCACCUGGCAGAGAAGCGGGAGCACGAGCGUGAGGUGAUCCAGAAGGCCUUCGAGGAGAACAACAACUUCAUCAAGAACGCUAAGGAGAAGCUUGAGCAGAAGAUGGAGGCAAACAAGGAGAAUAGGGAGGCCCUGCUUGCAGCCAUGUUGGAGAGGCUGCAGGAGAAGGACAAACACGCAGAAGAAGUGAGGAAGAACAAGGAGAUGAAGGAGGAAGCCUGCCGGUAGAUGAGUGGAGAAGAAGACGAAAGAGAGAGCGUGAGACUGGGAGUUUUCUGAGUCGGUAUUAAAAAAAGGAAAUCAAAACAGUGCAAGAAAGAAAAAAGAACUCAAAAGCAACUCGAACAAAGGGAAAAGCUGAGUUUUCAUAUUUGAUGUAUGCUGUAACGAUUCUGAACAAGCUGUACAAAGUUUAGCCAACUCUUGAUGUUGAAAUUCAAAAAGAAAUCUGUCUCUUUUUUUCUAAAGGAAAGGGGUGGGGGUGGGGUGGCAUCAAAACAAACAUUUCAAACUUUUAAAAGAGGAAUGAAGCUGCAUCAGGCAUGAAGAGGCAACAAUUUCAAUCACAACUCUCCCUCAUUCCUGCAGCCACAAAGCAGGAAAUAGUAACUGGCUGUAUAUUUUAUCAUUGCUAACUGAGCUGUGUUUUUCUUGAUGCAUCAGAAGUGAAUGAAACACAGCUAAUGACACCGUUUCUUAGACUAAUGGGGAAGUGAGUUGUAAUCUAAAUUGUCAGUAAAACAUGAAAAAAUGUGUGAUGUGCCUCAACAAAACUGGACACAAAGAUGUAGUUUAGGAGCCCUAGUCAGUCACAACCAAUAUGCGUUAAAGUCCCAGGCUUCUUCAGUCUUUGAUUUACAAGAUACUUACCAGUCAACAAACAUAAACAAGACAUAACGUAAAAGCUUCUGCAUUUUCCAAAGUAAAAAUAGAAAAAUAGAUUUCCCUUGGUCUACCGCUCUCAUGCAAAUUCUUCACUGCACCAUUUUUGGGAUUGUUGACUCUGUCUUGGGACGUCUGAAGCGAAGCUUACAACAUGGUUUAUGAAUAUAAAAUGAAGAAUCAGGCUCUUGUUUCUUUCAGUGCUCGAGGGGAGUGGAAGAAAGAAACUGCUUGAACAUGUGAGAAAGCUAUGCUGUAUUCUGCCACUUUCAGGCUCUUUGUGAAACUUUAACUGUAGUGUAGUUGUAGAUCAGUGACAUGCAUUUGAGUCUUAGAUUUAGAGCACUGAUUGCACUCUUAUUUCAUUAAGCACAACUCAAAAGCACAUAUGCACACUUUCAAGGACAGUGGAUAUAUACAGAUAAACAACAAUAACACCAUAAGGAGGCAAAGUAAUGAGUGGCAGAAGUUGUGAAUUUGGACAAAUUUGGUUUGUAAGAGGGAGUUUGGGGGUUUCUGGCUAACCAGCGGUCUCACUUUGCUUUGGCAUGUGUCACUGUGCGCAGACUGUCAGUUUAUGAUUUCAAAGGGAAUGUAAACCUAAAAGAGUAAACAGAUAAAAUUUGCUCGAGUUGUUGAGUCAUACUGACUUGAUUGAAAUGUCUAAAAUGUUUGCACUGUAACCGGGGAGUCGUCACAUGGGGUUUGUACUUGCUGUAAGUGUGUGUCGCUGUAUAUCUUCAAGGCUGGAUUGAUUGUAUCUAUUUGGCAUGGUCAGUAAAAACAGCUUGACUGAA